This is a messenger RNA of Knipowitschia caucasica, 1497 nucleotides long. NCBI's taxonomy places the organism in Eukaryota, Metazoa, Chordata, Actinopteri, Gobiiformes, Gobiidae. The record is from the annotation of a GenBank genome assembly.
AUGGUCCUGGUGGCCUCUUUAGCUGAUGCAACCGGGAGGACACCAGCCGUGCUCCUCGUGCUGUUGCUCUCCGGUUUGUCCUCGGGCUCGGUACUGGACGCAGAUUCAGCUCGCGGCCGUGCGGAGCUGCAGCGCAUGCGCAGCUAUGCGACUUCCUCACGCUAUGGAGACUGCUGGACUCGUGCGCUCCUGCAGCUGGACACGCGCUGUAGAGACAUGACGUCAGAGAAUCAGAGGCGACUGGCGCUCAAGUUUACGCACUGUCACCUGCUCAGCUCAGGUCGUGACUUCCCUGCUUGCCCAGAGGGGUCCGAGGUCAGUCUUUGCACAGCUCACAUGGACGCCGUGGCCUUCAACACAUACACAGAGUUCUUCACUCACACACACUCCAUGUGUCACUAUCUACAGUCUGAGGUCUGGCAGAGUACAGCUGAAAACACCAUCCACAGGUUAACUGAGAGUUCAGCCGGUGUAGCAGAGCAGCUGCUGUCCACUAAACAAAUGGCUGAGGAACUGAUUGAAGCCCAGAGUGCUGCACUCCAGGCUCAGCAGGAAAUCCUGAGCAAUGGGGAGGAACUGAGAGCUACGCUGAGAGACUCCACACAAGGUCUCCAGUCAGUGUUCUCGGAGCUUUCGGUGGUCUCUCAGCAGCAGCAGCUUGCCCUCUCGGAGCUCUUCAACCGUGUGAGUUUUCUGCAGAGUUUCUUGAUGAUGGAGGCCCACAGCAUGAGCUCAUGUCUGUACAACGCUGCAGCUCUGGGGGCGGUCUUUCUACUCACAGCCACCUCCCGCACCUCCAGGGCCAGGCUGCUGCUGAUGGCUCUGGUGUGUGUUAAUUUUUACCUGGAGAGAAAGAUCUAUCAGUUUGUGACCAGCUCAGAUUGCCCAGAGCACCAGCAAAUGGAGGUGGUGGCUUCAUACAUCAGUGUUCUGCGGCGCGUGGUCCUCUGCCUGUCGGUGUUUGUUUUAAUAAUUGUGAUCUGGAGAUACAAAGACCCGCUGCAGCAGAGUCUGUUUGUUCUACAACAGCUGCAGGAGACCCAGCGCAGCCUCCAGGUGGCGCUACAGUUUGCAGAGAACUUGGGAGAAAAACAAAAGAAAUCAGAGGUAUUGGAGCAAGAAAUAAAAACAUGUUCUCAAAUAAGAAAAUGGGAGAGGAUCAAACAAGAAGAGAAGUCUGAGGGGAAAAUGGAGGAUCCAUUGGAAGUAUCCCAGCUCUCACACAUUGGUUGGAGUUCAGAAAGCCUCCUGAGCAGCACGCUCUGUUCUUCUCACAUCACGGUCCUGGAAAACAUCUCCCAAGAUGAGGACACAAUUACCCAUGAUGCCCCAGUGAAGGCCCUUGCUGUGACUCCGAGCAGGCGCCAGAGAAGGUCCUCCACAUCCAGGCGGUGCUCGUCUGGUUCUCCUUUGGUCUACAGCAUCUUGGUGGAGGACAAAUCCACCCGCUACAGUUUGAGAAGUCGUCGAUCGGAGACGCCCAAAUACUUCAACUGA